Molecule: messenger RNA, 890 nt
Organism: Arabidopsis thaliana (thale cress)
Lineage: Eukaryota; Viridiplantae; Streptophyta; Magnoliopsida; Brassicales; Brassicaceae
Gene: PQL3
Product: PsbQ-like 3
Exons: 3
Coding region: 133-696 (187 amino acids)
Biological process (GO): photosynthesis
Cellular component (GO): chloroplast thylakoid membrane; photosystem II oxygen evolving complex; extrinsic component of membrane
Molecular function (GO): calcium ion binding
Source: RefSeq, marked reviewed
UGUAAGUGUUAUCUGCACUAGUUGACACGUGUUAUCACUAGUGGCCGUUGGAUUAAUCUCUGGUUCUUAUCCUUGUGAUGAGGUUGGUUUGUUCAAUGGUGCAGCUACUUUGUUUCAUUGAAACGUGAAUACAUGGCGAUUUCAAAGCCACCACCACUACAUUUCACUUUCUUUCACAAUCAAGAUUCUUCAAUUGAUACAUCGGAUUCAAACUUAGCACUUUCUAUUGAUACAUCUAGAAGACGAAGAGACGUUUUGCUCACAAUUUCAGGUACACUAAUCCCUCAACUGUUCUUCUUCGAUCGCAAACGCUCUUCUUCUGCGAAUGCCGCUGAUUUUUUCAACUUCGGAGCUCCUCCACCUGAGCCUGAACGCACCGUGGAACUUGCUCAGGAAGGAUUAAGAAAAAAUGCAGAGAAUAUAAAAAGAAUCAAGGAGAUUAUGAUAGAAAAGAAGUUGUGGAAAGAAGGAGGGAAAGAGCUAAGGAGAAGUGCAUCAAACAUGAAGCAAGACUUUUACUUAAUCAUCCAAGCAAAGCCUCCUAAGGAUAGACCUCUUUUUAGGUCUCUUUAUUCCUCUCUCUUUAACUCAAUCACCAAGAUGGAUUAUGCAGCUAGAGAUGGAGAUGAAACUAAGGUGUUGGAGUACUAUAUUAAUAUUGUUGCAAUCCUCGAUGAUAUCUUCCCUCGAAUUUAAUUUCGAACAAUAUAAUAUUAGUUUAGGCAAUCGAUUCGCAUUUGUUGUCAUGUUCUUUCUUGUCUAUCCAAAAGAAAACACUAGUGAAAAUACAAGUGACAAGAGAAAAAGUUGGCAAAUGUUUUUUGUACGAUUUAUCUUGUCAUCUUAAGAAACUUACCUACCUACAUAAAGAAAUCAUAGCAUAUGUGAGC